CCGAAACGCCACCGCGUAUAUUUAAAGCUAACCCCCCACCCUCGUUCUCCUCUCUCUUUCAUCAAUUUUUUUCCCCAAACUUUUGUCGUCCGUUCAAAUUCCGUUAGGGUUUCGACGGUCGAUCUCGAUCCCAGAUUUCAUCAUGAAUCCCGAGUAUGACUACCUCUUCAAGCUGUUGCUCAUUGGUGAUUCUGGGGUUGGCAAGUCAUGCCUUCUUUUGAGAUUUGCGGACGAUUCUUAUUUGGAGAGCUAUAUCAGUACAAUUGGUGUAGAUUUUAAAAUCCGCACUGUGGAGCAGGAUGGUAAAACUAUAAAACUUCAAAUAUGGGAUACUGCUGGUCAGGAGCGUUUCCGGACAAUCACAAGUAGCUACUACCGUGGUGCUCAUGGCAUAAUUGUCGUUUAUGAUGUGACUGAUCAGGAAAGUUUCAACAAUGUUAAGCAAUGGCUGAACGAGAUUGACCGCUAUGCAAGUGACAAUGUGAACAAACUUUUGGUGGGAAAUAAAUGUGAUUUAACGGAUAAGAGGGUAGUUUCUUAUGAAGACGGGAAGGCACUUGCAGAGGAGAUUGGCAUCCCUUUCCUGGAGACUAGUGCCAAAAAUGCCACUAAUGUCGAACAAGCAUUCAUGACUAUGGCAGCAGAGAUAAAGAAUCGGAUGGCGAGUCAACCAGCUGCAAACACCACCAGACCCGCGACGGUGCAAAUGAGAGGGCAGCCGGUAGGUCAGCAGAGCAGCUGCUGCUCUUAAUUCUUACUUUUCUCAAGGAGUUGGUUUCUCCUGGAGAUCAGAUGACUCUGUCCUAUGAAGGAAGAACACUGGCAUUGAGCUUAAUUGUUGAUUAAUUCCGCCUGUGUAUAUACUGAUAACCAUCGGAAAACUCUUCAUGGUUUGUAGGUGUGAGCAGUAAGUAAAUCAAAAUGUUUGUGUGUGAUCUGGGUAGGAAUCUAUCUAUUCCCUUUAGACAGAAUCCUGUAAGUUUGUUUCUGAAAUAUUCGACACUUAACAAUUUCAUGGAUCCAAGUUCAUUUCAUGCUGUGUUGUCGGUAUGAUUUGAUAGGGUGUAUCAGACUGAGAUGUUCUUCAAAUAUGUGGUCCCAAUUAGUUGGGAGUAAAUA
Molecule: messenger RNA, 1119 nt
Organism: Asparagus officinalis (garden asparagus)
Lineage: Eukaryota; Viridiplantae; Streptophyta; Magnoliopsida; Asparagales; Asparagaceae
Product: ras-related protein RIC1-like
Exons: 8
Coding region: 143-751 (202 amino acids)
Molecular function (GO): GTP binding; GTPase activity
Source: RefSeq, a predicted model, not a curated record